Molecule: messenger RNA, 561 nt
Organism: Dentiscutata erythropus
Lineage: Eukaryota; Fungi; Glomeromycota; Glomeromycetes; Diversisporales; Gigasporaceae
Source: the annotation of a GenBank genome assembly
UUUCAAGUUAAAAUAGAAGAAUUGAAAAGAGACUAUAAACUUAAUGAAUCAGAUAAUACCUAUAUAAAGCACUAUGAAAUAAAUAAUAAAAAAGCAAAAGGAGUAUCCUGUUUUGUGCCUUUGGAAACACUUCACAAUGUCUCUAGUGAAAGACUCAAUAACUUAGAAAUCCCAUAUUAUUUCCUUCCUGAAGGAUUAGAUCUCCUCAAAGGGUUGGCUUUGAUUUAUACACAUUGUAUAAAACUCCGGUUUCCAUCAGGUGAUCAAGGUGGGCUACAUUUCGUUAUUGCACCUACAAUGCAUAUAAAAAAAGAGCAGUAUAUACAAACGGUGAAAGAGUUAGAUUGGCAAUUGUGUAUGAUCAAAGCUUCUGUGGAGAUGGACGAGUUAAUAUCUCAUGAUGAUGACUUGGAGGGUGUUGAAGACUUUCGAAUGAAUGAGCUAUACUGGCUUAUGGAAAUUUGGCAUACACAAACAACAAAUGCAAUGGAUCAUCUUCACGCUAAUGAUAUUCACACAUGGAUUUUAUUAGACAAACCAUCUUUUCAAGAUCUUCUUUAG